GACGGUACGCUUGUCCGGCUUGCUCACUCGGUCAGUCAAGUCGACAAAGCUGCAGUGUUUUAUAGUUUGCAAAUUAGCGCUUCUGCACAUCAUCUGACAGAGUUUUUAUCUCGCGAUUCAAGCCGGUUUGUGCGUGCAUGAAUGACGUACCCUCUUCCAAUUUUACACAGAUAAGCAACAAUGUCUCAGCCUAAGGAAGAGCACGAUUUGGAACCAGCGCGAGAGAUGUUUACUAUGACGAUUGUAAACGACGCGUUGCCUUCCGAUAUUGCCAAUGCAAACAAGGAAUCGAAGCAACCAUCAGACUUCGAGGCAGCAAUCGAGGCUACUGAAUAUGGACUCUACAACUACCUACUUCUCGUAGCCAUAUUCCCUGCAGGAUGGGCAAACGUUUUUGACACAACUACGAUAUCGUAUAUUCUACCAUCGGCAGAGUGCGAUCUUCACUUAUCGUUAAACGAAAAAGGGGCGCUCAACGCCAUUAUUUACUCAGGAAUGAUCACCUCCGCUUUUCUGUGGGGAUUUUUAGCCGACACGAAGGGACGACGGUCUCUGCUUAUAUUCGGAUAUCUAGCAGAUUCUAUUUGUAAUAUUCUGAGCAGCAUGUCACAGAAUUUUUUGACAAUGCUGGUCUUUAAAUUCUUCAGCGGAUUCGUAAUAAGCGGUCCUCUUGCAAUCAGUACGACCUACCUGGCCGAGUUUCACAGCACGAAAUACAGAUCGGCGACAUUGUUCUGGACAGCGCUCUUUUCGGCAAUGGGAAACGUCGCAAUGCCAGCUCUGGCGUGGGCGAUAAUUCCCCAAUCCUGGACGUUGACGUUCUUCGAUGGUGCUUUCGUCUUCAACUCCUGGCGCAUAUUCAUUUUCGUGUGCAGCAUGCCGGCAUUCGUGGCGUUCGCGGCGCUGCUCUAUUUUCCGGAGAGUCCCAAGUACCUAAUGACUCAGGGUCGGAACGACGAGGCGAUGGCGGUCUUCCAAAGGAUGUACGCGAUGAACACUGGAAAUCCACCGGAACUAUUUCCCAUAAAAUCCCUCUCCUUGGAAGGCCAGAAGAAGAAGAUCGAACCCUCGGCCGGUCGCACUACCGUGUCCGUCUGGCAAAAUGUUCGCGGCGGGUUCGGACAGAUCAGACCGCUUUUCGUGAAGCCCUAUCUGGGCCAGUUCCUCCUUAUCCUAGCACUUCAGUUUGGGAGCAUCUUGAGUUUGAACACCGUGAGAUUAUGGAUGCCGCAACUUUUGACCUUGAUGGAAACGUACGAUUACGAAAGUCACGAUUCUGCUACUUUGUGCGACAUGAUCAGUGUGCCUAGUGUUUCAAACGCCACCUCAUACGACGGCUUCAACUCUACGACAACGAUUGACGACUGCCUUGUGCCAUUCGUACCCAGUAAGGUUUACAUCAAUUCCAUGAUCAUCUCGGCAACUACGGUUCUAGGCUUUGUGGUUGCCGGUACUCUGGUCAAUCUCAUGGGAAAAAAGAAUCUGUUGCUGUUAGCCUUCGCAUUGCCAGCGGUAGGCAUAUUUGGAUUGAAUUGGUCGCCGAGUUCCAACAUUACUUUAGGUAUCAUCGCGAUCUACAUUGCGUUGACAAGCCUUUCCACAACCACAAUCAUCACUUUCUGUGUCGAUCUGAUGCCAACCUCUCUCAGGACAAUGGCCGUGGGUCUGACCAUGUCGAUUGGACGGAGUGGCGCGAUGAUCGGGAACGUUGUUUUUCCAAUUCUCUUGGUGACAGGUUGCUUCGCGCCCUUCAUUUUUGUUGGCGGAUUCCUAAUCUUCUGCUUUGUGUUGACAAUAUUCGUACCGAAACCACCGGCCAAGCUUCUGUUUUUGUCAAAUAAAAUGAGUAGCAUAAACUGUGUCUCUUGUAAAAUUAGUGCUGCUAUCAUGACCUCGCAUAUAUCAAAUAUAAUGGUAUAUCUGGUACAAUUUUUGCCAACCGGGUUGUGCGUCGAAUAUUUGCCACCUUAUCUCGCGCAGUUCAACUGGGACAAGAUGACUGAGAAGAACGAAGGUACCAAACGGUGCCAGUCUGAAAAAGUUCAGGAGGUGUUUACGAUAUCAUUUCACACUGAAGAAUCCCAGCCUGCCUCGGUAAUCGUGCCCGAUGAAUCGGAGUCACCGCGUGACUUUGAAGAGGCCAUUGAAGCUACCGGCUAUGGACUCUAUAAUGUUCUACUACUGUUGGCGGCUCUACCUGGAGCCUGGGCGAAUUUGUUUGACACAACGGCAAUUUCCUACGUUCUUCCGACAGCCGAUUGUGAUCUGGAGAUGACGUUAUUCCAGAAGGGGUUGCUUAAUGCUGCCAUUUAUGCUGGCAUGUUCACCGCGGCAUUUCCAUGGGGAGUUUUAGCCGAUACGAAAGGUCGAAAGACUCUACUUAUGAUUGGCUACUUCGCCGAUUGCAUUUGCAAUGUUCUGAGCAGCAUGUCACAGAGCUUUUACGUUAUGCUGGCUUUUAAGUUCUUCAGCGGAUGUAUCAUGAGCGGACCCUUCGCGGUGAAUAUGACAUACCUGGCGGAAUUCCACGGCGUCAAGUAUAGGUCAAAGAUGUUGCUAUGGGCUCGUCUCUUUCCUUCUUUAGGGAGCAUAGUGCUUCCAGGAUUAGCAUGGAUGAUACUGCCUCAGUCUUGGUCAUUCUCGCUGUUUGACGGAGUAUUUGUGUACAAUUCUUGGCGCAUCUUUAUUUUGAUCUGCAGUCUGCCAGCGUUCCUGGGAUUCCUGGCAUUGAUCUUUUUCCCAGAAAGUCCGAGGUUCCUAAUGUCCCAGGGACGAAAUGACGAGGCGAUGAAUGUUUUCAAAAAAAUGUACUCCAUGAAUACCGGAAAACCUCCGGAAACGUUUCCGGUAAAAGAACUUUAUCUAGAGGCUCAGAAGAAACAAGUGGAACGCACUUCAAUUAAAAGUAGCGUGUCUGUUUGGGAAAAGACUCGAAGCGGUUGGAGUCAAAUCAAACCCCUCUUCCACAAGCCGUAUCUCAGCCAGUUUGUCCUGAUGACGACCAUCCAAUUCGGAGGCCUGCUGGGCAUGAAUACAUUGCGCCUUUGGAUGCCUCAGCUGUUCACAUUGAUGGAAAAUUUCAAUUACGAAAAUCGCGAUGCCAGCUUGGGUCCCGCUACUUUGUGCGAAAUGCUAACCUCACCCGAGCCUUUGAACACCACGGAUUCUGACGAGUGGAACUCUACGAUAGUAAAUGCCUGCGUUGCGGUACCGAUUCACAGUAGAGUUUACAUAAACUCUAUAAUUAUAGCAGUCACCACCGUGUUAGGUUGCACACUUGCCGGAAGCUUGGUUAAUCUAGUUGGGAAGAAGAAUCUGCUACUGCUGGUUUACGUAGCUCCAGCAGCUUGCAGCUUUUCUUUAAACUGGUCGCCAAAUUCCAAUGUCACGUUAGCAAUUUUCUCGAUCUACCUGAUGUUCACUAGCAUCGCCGUCACUUCUAUCAUUAGUUUUACGGUUGAUUUGAUGCCUACGUCUCUCAGAGCAACUGCUGUGAGUUUGACAAUGUCCAUUGGUCGCAUCGGUUCUAUGAUCGGAAAUCUCCUGUUUCCACUACUUCUGAGUACAGGCUGCAUGGUCCCAUUCAUAUUCGUCGGAGGAUUUCUACUCGUUUGCUUCGUACUCUCUAUAUUCAUCCCAAAACCACCUGAAAAGUUAAUGUGAAAUCUGAAAUAGGAUUUUCGCUUCACAAACGCAAGAGUGCUUCAUGUCAUUUCUAUUUCAUCAUUCAUGCGAACGACACUGUCGUUCUCACCGGACAGUAGUGUUAAAUUUAAGUAAGUAUAACGUAUAAGUGUAUUAUUAACUAGUGAUACAUUUGCAAUUCAUUAUACAGAAGCGGGCGACCAGCACGCCUGGUAGCCAUAGACACUAAAGAUAGAAUUACACCUUAAGACGACUUGUAUUACGUAUUUAUAAAAACCAUAAACACU
Messenger RNA from Neodiprion virginianus, 3932 nucleotides. RefSeq lists its product as uncharacterized. Gene Ontology annotation, biological process: transmembrane transport. NCBI's taxonomy places the organism in Eukaryota, Metazoa, Arthropoda, Insecta, Hymenoptera, Diprionidae. Gene Ontology annotation, cellular component: membrane. The transcript has 26 exons. The record is from RefSeq and is a predicted model, not a curated record. Bases 181 to 3663 code for a protein of 1160 amino acids. Gene Ontology annotation, molecular function: transmembrane transporter activity.